GGUCUAUCAUAACUACCACGUCAAGUGUGUUUCACUGGAACAAAGUCUUUCUUCUCUGGAAUCAAUCAAUAAGGGGGACGGUCUAUUUCAGUGUGGAUGCUCUGAGGACAGCAGAUCUCACCCCACAUUGAUCCUCCGUGGACUGCCGUCAGCACAGCGGUCCCAGGAUGGAAGCAGUGUCUCUUUACAACUUCUGCGCCACGGAAAAUGACGAGCUGAGCUUUCAGAAGGGAGAUGUACUGAAGAUCACGAAUAUGGAAGAUGAUCCUAACUGGUACACAGCAGAGCUGGCGAACAGAAAGGGCUUUGUGCCUAAAAACUAUAUCAGCCUUAAACCACAGACAUGGUUUGCGAGCCGUAUCUCCAGACAUGUGGCUGAGAAUCGACUGCGUCAGCGCGAGUGUGGCAGCUUCUUGGUACGAGAAAGUGAGAGCGCGCCAGGAGAAUUCUCCCUGUCAGUCAGCUAUGGCAAUCAUGUACAGCAUUUCAAGGUGUUAAAGGAUAGAGAUGGCUCUUACUUUGUUUGGGAGGAAAACUUCCCUUCCUUAAAUCAGCUGGUGGAGUUUUACAAGACCAACAGCAUUGCAAAGGAAAGGACUGUGUUUCUUAGGGAUACAGAACCCACACAAAAAAGGCCCCAUCAUGCACAUGCCCUGUUCGACUUCCAUCCACAGCAUAGCUCCCAGCUGCACUUCCUGCGGGGUGAUGUCAUAGACCUGCUGGACUGCUCAGAUUCUCAACGCUGGAAAGGUCGUUGCCGUGGACUUGUGGGCUUUUUUCCUCCGGAAUAUGUGCAGCCCAUUUAUCAAUGACUACAAAGGAUAAUACAUAACAACACUGGGUGUACAUAUCAGUCGACUGGAGGAAACUUUUCAAUGCUUUAAUAUGAUUGACCGGAAAUGAGUGUGUUUGAAACAGACUCUAUAAGCAAAGAGACAGAAACGAAUUCAUGCAGGCACAGUUUCUAAAAACACUGCUGACACUAAAAUGGCACUUUUCAGCUUUUUAGCUUCUUAACCCUCUAAUAUACUGCAUGGCUAUAAACAAAAUCCCCAUGUGUACUCAUAAAAACACACAUUAGAAUGCAAACAAGGAAUUUUGUUAACAUAUUCUUCACAAAAUUGUUAUUUAUGACACUCCUUUUUUUUGUAUACCUAUGUUGUGUUUCCUUUGAGAUGAAGUAUUAUGAUAUAAAUUCCAUUUUGUGGACAGAAUAAAUAUAAAAGCGAUUUUCAACAAGUACGUUA
Molecule: messenger RNA, 1247 nt
Organism: Triplophysa dalaica
Lineage: Eukaryota; Metazoa; Chordata; Actinopteri; Cypriniformes; Nemacheilidae
Gene: grapa
Product: GRB2 related adaptor protein a
Exons: 6
Coding region: 168-812 (214 amino acids)
Molecular function (GO): protein binding
Source: RefSeq, a predicted model, not a curated record